Neurospora crassa OR74A is the source of this 4238-nucleotide messenger RNA. RefSeq lists its product as hypothetical. Lineage: Eukaryota; Fungi; Ascomycota; Sordariomycetes; Sordariales; Sordariaceae. Bases 218 to 4141 code for a protein of 1307 amino acids. The transcript is spliced from 8 exons. Gene Ontology annotation, molecular function: protein binding. The record is from RefSeq and is a predicted model, not a curated record.
CCUUCGGCAAUCUGCACCUUUGCUGUCAAACUCUGGAAUGCGCCUCACUCCUGGCAUCGCUCAACUUGCCCAUACCUCCCAUUGAUAAAGUCCGCUUUUCUUUCAGAUAAGUGAUGUUGUCUACUUGAUCUUCACCGACGCUUUCCGCAACAUAAAAAGUUCGACCGACGUUGUCUUCUGUUCGCUUUCACUGUUGUGCCGCCAUCCACAUUCCGCCAUGCCACAGGCGCAACGCCCAGACGGUUUUACGCGUGCCCUGGCCAAAUUCAAACAGGGUCUCGAUCCUAGCCUUGCUCAGCAGUUUUCCAUCAGUACACUGGAAGAUGUCCGGGUAUUGGCAGACAAAAUUCAGCAUGAGCAGGGACCGCAAGGAAAGCUCCGCCACCUCCAGCGGCUCGAGCCCUUUAUUGAAGCAAUGACCCAGCUUGGUACCGUUAUUGAGGUCUUCACAAACGCAUGUGAUUUCAUAUGCUUCAUCUGGGGCCCCAUCAAAUUCCUUCUUGGGCUUGCAAAGACACACCUCGAUUCCCUCAACAAGCUCCUCGAGGCGUAUGGAAAGAUUGCUUCCAGCAUUCCAGGCAUGGAACGAUAUAAAGAAGCCUUCCAAAGCCAUCCGCCUUUGGCCCAAGUGCUCGAGGACUAUUACUCUGACAUCCUCAACUUCCAUGAACGAGCAAUCGAGGUUUUCAGGCGACCGAACUGGAAAAUGCUCUUUGACGCUGCCUGGAAAAGGUUCGACUCAAAGUUCGGACCUGUUCUCCAAAGUCUAGAGAGUCGCAGAGCACUUCUGGACAGUGAAAAGGCAUCGGCGACCCUCUUUCAGAUUCACCAGGCACUGGAGGAGAUCAAAGAAAAUGGCAGAGAACAAGCCGAUGUGAAAAGGCUAGUGGAGGAAUUGAAGCAUGAGCAGCAAAAAGAGCUGAUCAAAAAGAGAUUGGAUCCUCCAAACUACUUGCGGGAUCACGAGCAACUCUUGCGGGAAAAAGCCCCCGAUUCAGGGCAGUGGAUCUUCGCAUACCCCAGAUAUCGAGUGUGGCAUAACAGCAGUGAUUCCGGGAGCAGGAUACUCUAUGUUCAUGGGAAACCAGGUGGUGGGAAAAGCACUUUGAUAUCCACCGUCAUUGAACAACUCCUUGGUAACAAAACGGCCGGCGCUGCUGUGGCCUUUUUUUACUUCCGUCAGUCACAGGAAGAUGCGUCCAGGGGUAGCUUAAACAAUCUCCUGCGCGCACUUCUGUACCAGCUCAUCGAUCAAGACCCUGACCUGACCGACUGGAUUACCAGCAUGUCAGGGAACGACAGACUCCGACUCAGCUCCACCAAUGUAUUGCAGGAUCUCGUCUGCAAAGGUGUAGGGACACAGACAGCCCUUUACUUGGUUUUAGAUGGGCUGGAUGAGUGCCGAAGUGGGGAAGAAGAAACCAUUAUUAAAUGGCUCUUGGGCCUGAGCCAGUCCGUCCUUGGACUGAGAAUCAUUGUCGCAGGCCAAAGAGACGAUGUCACUGACGGACUGUUGUCUUCCCAAGCAUCAAUAUCUCUUGACACAUCAAUCGAGCAUCACCGCGACAUCACGGCUUAUUGUCAAAAGGGUUCCGAGAAGAUAUGCAGAGACUUCGACGCGGAACCGUCCUUGGAAAAGACAAUGGUGGAACUUGUUUCCAGAGGAGCUAAAGGCAUGUUUCUUUAUGCAAAGAUAGUCCUCGAAUAUCUACUCGACCAAACGUCGGUCCAUGACUUGGAGGAGCAAUUGAAGCCAGGGGUCUUUCCUGAAAGCCUAGAGGAAGCUUACAAAAAGGUCGACGAACGUGUGUUUGAGAAGUCUGCCCGACCGAGAAGCGCCGCUGCGAGCGAAAUCCUGAGCUACGUUAUCAGCUGCAAGCGUACGCUCUUCUGGAGGGAAAUACAGGCCUUCUUCUGUAUCGAUGCGUCGAAAGGGGAAGUAGUCCACAAGAAACUGAUGAUCAAGAGCUACAAGGAGCUCUGUAGCUCUUUCCUGGAUUCAAAUUCUUCCAAUAAGAACUACACUGGGCCCGAGGACGAGGUGGUACUAGUACACGAAACAGCUCGCGAAUUCCUCAUACGAAAGAACAGAGUGAACAUCCAUGAGCUUAAUUCCAGGCUCUCGGUAUUCUGUUUUCAAUACCUUACAUCGCCGCCAUUCACUCUCGGAGUUUCAGACGAAGAUGUGUUGUCGCAUGCCAAAAAGGGAUACUACGCCUUACAAGACUACACAGUCCAGUACUGGUUCGACCAUGUUCUCGAAUGUAUCAACUCCUUUGACCCAAUUUCGGACCGUUACAAGUGCCAGGAGGUUUUCAAUCUCGCCCGGAUCUUCCUCAAGUCCUAUGGAAACCGCGGAGAGAUGGCAGAGCUCCUUCGGGCAGAGACUUACACGGCGUUCGCUGAUGCAAUGACCCAGCACCUCCCAACUCAUGGCCAAGAACGCAACUCUUUCUUCUGCAUCGACAUACGAACAGAGUCGCUUCGGCAAAAGAUCGCCAAACUAGACUUUGGAGCCUUCACUGCGGAAGAGCAGAAAGUCUUUGUCAACCUCCACGGGUCCAGAACGUUAUACAAGUGCUCAAAACCCUGGUGUGACUUGUUCAAGGGGGGACUCGCGAGCGAGGCGAACCGAAGAAAGCACAUCGACGAGCACGAAUUUCCACAUCGAUGUGCAUAUGAUGACUGCAUGGGGUUCAAAUUGGGAUUUAGUACGGAAGACGAACUUCAGAAGCACAAUACAAAGUGGCAUACUCAUAGAGACGACGCCAACAGCUUUCCCAAAUUUCCCAAGCUAGAAUUGUCACCCAGCAGUUCUGGAAACUCCAGCGAGAGUAGCCUCCACGAAGCGUGCGGAAGAGGCGACGUCUGGAAAGUUAAGCAGCUUCUGGAAACCGAUGUGGGAAAAAAGGAGAUAGAUUGCCAAAAACCCACAACAUAUGGGUGGAGAUACCCACUUGAAGUCGCCGCCGAAAUGGGACAUAAGGACAUUUGCGAUUUGUUGAUAUUCAACGGUGCGAACGUUAACAUCAACAAUGGAGCACCACUCCGAGGAGCAGCGAGGAAGGGUCAUCUGGAAGCUUGUAAGCUGUUAAUUUCCAACGGCGCGUCCGUCGACAUUUCUUUUGGACGGCCACUCCGAGAAGCAGCGGAGAAGGGUCAUCUGGAAGUUUGUAAGCUGUUGAUUUCCAACGGCGCUUCCGUCGACAUUCUCAAGGAAUUACCACUCCGAGAAGCAGCGAAGAAGGGUCAUCUGGCAAUAUGUGAGUUACUGAUAUCCAACGGUGCGAACGUCAACAUUUCCUCCGGAGCACCACUUCAAGAAGCAGCAUGGAAUGGCCAGCUGGCAAUAUGUGAGUUGUUGAUACAGCGAGGAGCGGAUAUAAAGUCCAUGGGCGGGAUCCAGUCAUUACAUGAUGCAGCAAAACACGGGGACAUCAAGAUAGUCGAUUUACUUCUCCACCAGGACGGCAUAGAACCGAACAAAUCCCACCAAGGUUCCACGGCGGCAGAAGCGGCAGCUGCCGCAGGUCAAAUCUCGGUAUUACGUUUGAUGGAGGCCUCUGGAAAGGUAGACAUGAGCAUAAGUGUCAACCUCCUUCGAUCAGCUUGCAAAAAUCGAAGUAUCGCCACUGUAUCGGACACAAUUCAAUACCUACUGAGUAACGGUUAUGCCGAUCAGGCGGACGAGACAUGCGCAUGGAGGAUUCUGGGUGAUGUAGCAAUUGGCGGUACCGAAAAGCACAUAGCCAAAGUCGAAUUGGUUUUCGACAUGCUACUCUCCACGGCGAACCCGGUAUUCAGCGACAUCAAGCGUCUCACAAAAGAGUUGGGGUAUAAUAGAGAAAAAAAACAAAAGCGAACGCCCUUCUUGAUCUCAAUCAUGGAGUACCCGAAAUGGAGGACCAAACGUUCCGCUUGGUCUGAAUUUCUCGAGAAGAGAAAGGAGUUCGAAAUAAAAUGGGACGAUGAGCUUGAAGAAGCUGUCGACAAGUUUGUGAAGAGAAUUGAGGACAACAGGAGCACGACAAUUGUUGAGGAUCCGCUUGUAGUGUGGGGCAAGGGCAAGCCGUUGGAGACUGCGAGAGAGACGGAUGAAGACAUGGAAGAGGAGAUGGAUGAGGAAGACGAUUUGUCUUGAAGGGCACAUAGUCCGUACAUUUCUCGCAUUUGCUUUUGUCUUCGAUCAAUACAUAUUUUUCCGUCUAUUUCCUAACAUCAUAUGACGCUAUCAAAAC